AUGGGAAACCUACCGUCGUUUCGUAUUUCCCAAAUCAAGCCAUUUUGUAGAACCGGAGUAGAUUUUACUGGACCCUUCCAGGUAAAAGCAGCAAUGAUUCGAAAAAUAAAUGUCACAAAGGCGUACAUCUGUAUUUUUGUAUGUAUGGUAACAACAGCCGUUCACAUUGAACUAGUUUCCGACCUAUCGACUCCAUUGUUUAUAGCUGCACUUGAUCGGUUUAUUGGACGAAGAGAGAGAUUAUUGGACGAACAGACAUUUAUAGCGAUUGUGGAACGAAUUUCAUAA
Molecule: messenger RNA, 288 nt
Organism: Macrosiphum euphorbiae (potato aphid)
Lineage: Eukaryota; Metazoa; Arthropoda; Insecta; Hemiptera; Aphididae
Source: the annotation of a GenBank genome assembly